Messenger RNA from Exophiala xenobiotica, 1401 nucleotides. RefSeq lists its product as uncharacterized. Gene Ontology annotation, molecular function: holocytochrome-c synthase activity. The coding region runs from base 57 to 1010 and encodes 317 amino acids. The transcript has a single exon. The record is from RefSeq and is a predicted model, not a curated record. Lineage: Eukaryota; Fungi; Ascomycota; Eurotiomycetes; Chaetothyriales; Herpotrichiellaceae. Gene Ontology annotation, cellular component: mitochondrion. Gene Ontology annotation, biological process: cytochrome c-heme linkage.
UGUACAGCUCGACCAGAUACAAAUAUACCCUUUCCCUCCUAGUCACCGCCGUCAAUAUGGGCUGGUGGAAAGCAGAUCCCGUUCCUGAGCCGCCUCAACCACGACCAGCGCCCUCUAGUACACCCUCAGUCGCACCUCAUCCACUACCCUCACAAUUAUCGACAUCCUCCUCCGCCUCAGCAUCAUCAUGUCCAGUCGACCCGAAGACACGGUCAAUAUGGCUACAGCAAGCGCAAGCGCAAAAGAACUUUCAAACCCAGCCCCAGACUCAGACCCAACUUCCGCCGUCCCAUCCUCCUCUUCCAUCUAAUCCACCAAAAUCCCAUCCCCAUGCACUACCUCUCCCUUCAACAUACGGCUCCUCACAGGAAUGCUCCUCCGACCGUAUCUCGCAAUCACCCUCCUCUGAGCCUUCCUUCCGCACCACACGUCCCCUUUCUCACGAUCGAGCCGUAUCCUCCAUCCCUCGUGCUCUACCCUCGUCCGCCACUCCCUCAUCGCCCGCGAACAAUGAAUUCGAAACAGGCACCCACCACUCCGGAAACUGGAUCUACCCGUCCGAGUCUCAAUUCGUCAACGCAGUCAUGCGCAAGCAGACACUCUCCUCCUCAGAUCCCUCAGACUUGCUCUCCUCAGUCUCGCAUAUAAUUCCCAUCCACAACGCCGUCAACGAACGCGCCUGGACGCUGAUAAAAGCCUGGGAAGGAAACACCUCCCAACACUGCGGCGGCCCCAAACUCCAGUCCUUUCAGGGCCUCGGUAGCGGCGCAAUAUCGCCAAAAGCCCGCAUGAAGAGCCUAAUGGGUUACACUGCCCCGUUUGAUCGGCAUGACUGGGUCGUCGAGCGCUGCGGUGGAGAGACGGUCGAGUACGUUAUCGACUUCUACCAGGGGAAGCAAGACCCGAAUGGCAACCCGAAUAGUCUGAACUUUUAUCUCGAUGUACGCCCGAAAUUGAACAGCGUUGAGGGCUGCAAGAUGAGAGCUGGACGCUUCAUGGGGUGGCGAUGACACUGGCAGACAGUGCGUACAGAGUAUACGCGUGGCAAUGGCCCAGAGGGCAUGUAAGAACAGACAAUAUGCGUAAUUGGUGAUGGUGUAUGAUACCAAGGCUAGCAUGUUCAGAGACUCUCAAAGUCGGGAGAAGAACAUUGAUUUGCUCAUGGCCUUCUCGAAGGGACAUGAAUGUAAUUCAACUCAAUCUUGGGAUGCUAUGGACCGAGGGGAUCGCGGACUACCUAGUCGAGCCAUGCCUGAAUUUCAAUUCCGUGAAUCGCUUGCUUUACACGCAAGGGACUAGAAAAACACAAGUAGUCUAAACCGGGGCUCGGCAACACUUGUGAGAUGGCCAGGAAGGGUAGACGAGCUGUAUAACCCACUUCAAUCCUGAGGUAUCACCAAC